GAACAAUAGAAAAACGAUUAUUAUUCGCAAUUGUUCCUUCAACGAGGCGAGUAAGCGUAGAGUAAUUGGUGGAGGUCGCACACGACUUGAGCGGAUCAAAGCAAAGGAAUUUUACACACACACACACAUAUAUACGCAUAUAUAUUUUUAAUAAACUAUGGCUUCAAUGCGGUAUUUGGUCCUCGUGGCGUUAUUAGGUUUCGCCUCUAUGGCGAAUGCAGCGAGAGUAGUACGGCCAACAAAUAUGCAGGGCAUGAUCGCCGAAGAGAAUGCCAAGUGUGAGAGUGGUGAAGAUUCGAUGGCUUGCAUCAAAGUGCGCGCAAUGCGCUUCCUCGAUACAGUGAUCAAUAAUGAUAAUUAUAAACUUGGCGAUGUUGAGGUACACUCUAACGGUUAUCAGCCCGCAGCCGUUGAUGCCACUAGCGCACGCUCCAAUAACGCAGAAGAAGAACGUGAUCUAUUCGAUGCUGUUGGUGAUUAUCUGCAGGGACACGAUAUUACCAUGGACUUGCCUUUGGGUGAUGCCAAGGUCACCGUCUCAUCACGCAAUUUGGCCAACGAUGAGUUGAGCCUUAAUGUGAAAUUGGCCGGUGAUGAUGGUGUAGUUGAGGGCAAGGGUAAGAAGGGCAACUUCUUCAAGAAGGGCAAGAAACAUCGUUUGCGUAAAAUGAUUAUGCCAUUGAUGGUAUUGAUCCUAUUGAAGGCGAUGACUGUGAUUCCAAUGGCAAUUGGUAUAUUGAAGAUUAAGGCAUUUAAUGCGUUGGCGUUGGGCUUCUUCUCGUUCAUUGUAUCGGUUGGUUUGGCCAUUUUCCAAUUGUGCAAGAAGAUCGCCGCUGAACACCAUUCUGCCCACAUUACCGCCCACGGUCCAUGGGAUGGCCGAUCUGUUGGCGCUGUUCCGGCCGCCGUCGUUAACCCGGCUUACCAACUAAAUGAGGAAGCACAAAGUUUGGCCUACAAUGCUUAUGCAUAAGACAAUGGUAUUAUAUACACACAUACAUAUAAGUAGGUGCUUUUGCAUUGCACAUAUGUAUAAACCAAAAAUGAAAGAAGCUAAAGGAGAAAGUAGAAAUUUUUAAUAAUUAAACCAAAAAUAGAUAACAAAAAACGAAUAGGCAAACGAAAACGAAAGUCCCUAAACAAAGGCGUAACUAAGCAAGAA
Messenger RNA from Ceratitis capitata (Mediterranean fruit fly), 1162 nucleotides. RefSeq lists its product as uncharacterized. The record is from RefSeq and is a predicted model, not a curated record. The coding region runs from base 158 to 973 and encodes 271 amino acids. Lineage: Eukaryota; Metazoa; Arthropoda; Insecta; Diptera; Tephritidae. The transcript has 4 exons.